GCUAGCUCUUCCAACCUGACGCUAACAAUGUUUUUAAUCCCGGCACCCCUGAAUAAUGCUACCAAUGCUAUAUCCCGAUACAUCGUAGCGCAUACCGUCGACGGCCGCAUUAAGGGGCCGUUCUUGUUACAUGCUGACUUAUAAAAAGGAAGUUUGUGCCCUUCGCGAUGCGCCGAUCUUCUUGAUCUACCCACGCGAGUCAAAAGACGACGAUCAAUAGAUACCCGAGUCAUUCAUUCAUUCAUUCAUUCGUUCAUUAACUUCGAUCCGUUCGUUUAUAAGGUCGACUAAACAUUUUCCAACUAACAACACAUUCUUUUUUUCGAGAAGACCGACAUUUACACAUACAACAUGUAUACUAAUAACGCCAUCAUCCUCGCGGCUCUUGCCGCUUGCGCCUCCGCUCAAAUCCCGAACCUGAUGCCGCGCCAGACCUUGACUAACCCCGACCCGGAAGAGACCGAAUCCUCGCCGGAAUGUAUUUCUCGCGUCCAGUCUUGGUCCAGCGCUUUUCCCACCCCAGCUCCGGCUUUAGAGAGCGCGAUGGAGAGCGCCACGGUGAAAGGCGGCAUGGCUGAGUCAGGUCUGCCGGGCUUGUGCCAAUACGGCUCGGCCCUUGGCAAGGACCAAGGCUCUGCGUACACUUCUUACUGCCUCGACAUGUACUCGUAUCUAUCUUCGCAGUCUUCCAACCUAGUCGCUCUGGCUACUACCUGCUCCGACGACAUGGGUGCGCCCCCGGAGGUUAUCACCAGCCAGCUUGACGAACUCCUCGGCGUAUACUCCCAGUUCUCGGCAGGCGGCUGCAAAGCUGUCUCCGCGACGACUACCGCGGACUCCUCCAGCGGCACAGCUGCUUCCUCCUCCUCCUCCUCCUCUUCCUCCGGCUUUUCUGCUGCCACGACAAGUGCUAGCGGUUCUGCGACGACUACCGCAUCCACUACUGCAUCCACUACUGGUGGCUCUGAAUCCUCAGCAGUAGCUGCGGCAAGCAGUUCGGCUGCAUCGGCGAUACCUACUGGUAACGCCAGCCCGAGGGAGACCGGAAUGUUUGCUGCGGCUGCCCUGGCUGCCGGUCUCAUCGGCGCUGCUGUGGCCCUAUAAAGUUCUCGGUUACCCAUACUGUAGAAAUUAAUAUGAUGAUGAAAAUUUAGCGUCUCACCCUGUAGGAUUGAUUCUAUUUCUCUGGAUGUGUUUUGCGUUCCCGGUUACGCGCUUUAAGUUGCAGUUUAUCCUCAUACCCUCUGUCUACUUCAUAUAUAAGCGUAUAGAUCCUACCUGGCAAGCCUACUAGAGGCAUGGGCCCAAUAGGCUAUCGUAGAACCAAUAUAAUAGUAUAUCUGGAG
Molecule: messenger RNA, 1346 nt
Organism: Daldinia decipiens
Lineage: Eukaryota; Fungi; Ascomycota; Sordariomycetes; Xylariales; Hypoxylaceae
Exons: 1
Coding region: 352-1104 (250 amino acids)
Source: RefSeq, a predicted model, not a curated record